Molecule: messenger RNA, 344 nt
Organism: Drosophila virilis
Lineage: Eukaryota; Metazoa; Arthropoda; Insecta; Diptera; Drosophilidae
Source: RefSeq, a predicted model, not a curated record
GUCUCUAAAAACUUUCCAUCAGAAUGAAGUUUUGCUUUGCACUAAUCAAUUUGCUGCUCUGCUGUGGCCUUAUAAUGGCCGCUGACCGCUGUCCCACCAUUUGUCCAGCGAUUUAUAAGCCUGUCUGUGGAGAAGCUCUAGUGGGUGGUCAACGAGUGCGUUGCCAGUUCUCCAACAGCUGUGCGAUGGCUGGCAAUAGCUGCACCAAAGGAAUAAAUUGGCGCGAAACUCCGAAUUGCAACGGGCUUUCAGGACGUUGUAGCAGCCUUUUAAGCUAAGCACAACUCACAAUCUAUGAAUAAAUUGUUGCACUUUAUUAAAAAUAAACUAUUCUAUUUCUGAAA